This is a messenger RNA of Anopheles marshallii, 1098 nucleotides long. Its product is annotated as fibroin heavy chain-like. Bases 1 to 1098 code for a protein of 365 amino acids. The transcript has 2 exons. The record is from RefSeq and is a predicted model, not a curated record. NCBI's taxonomy places the organism in Eukaryota, Metazoa, Arthropoda, Insecta, Diptera, Culicidae.
AUGCGCUUCUUUUUGAUUAUUGCCGCAUGCAUCGGAAUCGCCUCGGCAUUGUCAUAUGCACCACUCGUUGCUGGCGGACCUGGUAGCGGAGAUGCAUCAGUGAGAAUUGUACCUACACCGCUCGUUUAUCAGGAUCAAGUUGGUGGUGAAGGCCAGCAAGGAGCGCAACCAGGAUUUGCAGGUGGAUACCCAGAUCAGUCCGGAGCGCAAAGCUACGCUAGAGCCAACGCUGGAGCUGGUGUUGGUCCAGGUGCAGGAUAUCAGCCAGGAGCGCAACCAGGAUUUGCAGGUGGAUAUCCAGGCCAGCCAGGAGCGCAAAGCUACGCUAAAGCCAACGCUGGAGCUGGUGUUGGUCCAGGUGCAGGAUAUCAGCCAGGAGCGCAACCAGGAUUUGCAGGUGGAUAUCCAGGUCAGUCAGCAAUAGCAACAUCCAGCGCAUUUGGUGGUGCUGGAGGAGCUGUUGCUAAAGCCAACGCCAACGUCCGUUAUGCUAAGCCGGAAAUUACCAAGAAUUACUACUAUCACGUGGCACCGGAGGAUACGAAAAAGCACGCCGAUGCUGACUCGCUGACCAUCACACCCCGCAAACAUUACAAGGUCAUCUUCAUCAAGGCUCCGUCCGACAGUGCCAAUAGCGAUACUAGCGCUAAAGCUACCAGCCAAACUGAAGAAAAGACAUUUGUAUACGUGUUGGUUAACAACAAGGCCAAGGCUACCGGUACUAGUGAUGCUAAGGCGGACUCGUUUGUAUCCGGCAAGCCAGAAGUAUUCUUUGUCAAGUACGAGAACAAGAACGCGGGGGCUACUGCUAUCGCUAACUCCCGUGCCACUGCCGGUGCUGAUGGCACCUUCAGUAAUGCUAAUGCUAAUGCUAAUGCUGGGGCUGGUUCCGGAUACAAUGGUAAUGGUGGCUUUGCUUCUGCUGACGCUAAUGCAGCAGCAGGAUAUAAUGGCGAUUUCGGCCGAACGGGAACGUUUGCCAAUGCCGGUGCCAGUGCUGGUGCGGGUGUGCAGAAUGAUGGAUUUGGAAAUGGUGCUGGCUACAAUGGAGGUGCUUCCGCUGGUGCUAACGCUGGCGCUAACAGUGGCUUCUUCUAA